Molecule: messenger RNA, 932 nt
Organism: Rhizophagus irregularis DAOM 181602=DAOM 197198
Lineage: Eukaryota; Fungi; Glomeromycota; Glomeromycetes; Glomerales; Glomeraceae
Biological process (GO): mitochondrial respiratory chain complex I assembly
Cellular component (GO): mitochondrial inner membrane
Source: RefSeq, a predicted model, not a curated record
CACUUUUCAGUAUACUAUCCGAGGAUUGGUUACGUCAUGUUACAUUUACAUUUUUAAUUAUUUUAAUUACAUCUAAUCGAGAUUGAAAUUAUCUAAUGUCACGAGGGCAAUUUUCUUUUACAUACAUGCUUAAUAAAUAUGAACUUUUUAGUUAAAUUAUCUUUUCGGUCUCCGAAAACAUUCCCAAUUAAUCGAGUUGCAUCAACAAAAUUAUUCUUUCGACAGUCUCCCAACUUAUACCCACUUUGUUCUUUACAUACCUCUUUACCAUUCUUUGACGAUUCAAACUCCAAACCUUCCUCUUCUUCCUCAAAAUUCAAUUAUGAAAAACCACCAGUUUCUGAUACGAUCGUUCCAACACCAAUGGCUUCAGCAUUUAAGAAUAUGUUUGAUGGUUCAGCAAUACAUUCUAUUCAAAUGUUAUCUAGAUUAACAAAUGAUGGGUUUAUAACCAGUAAUGAAAUUGAAGUUAAAGGUCCUGUUAUUUUAUUGAAUGGUGAUUUAAUUAUGUGGGAUGUACCUCAAGGUGAUCACGGAAAAGGUAGCGUAUUCAAUAAUUGGACCACUGAUUUUUUAAAAGUGUUUGAAGUUAUAAAACCUAGGCCAGAAUUAUUGAUAUUUGGGACUGGAAAAUCGGUUGUUCCGAUUCCAUCACAUAUUAGACAAUACCUUAAUGGUUUAGGAAUACAGAUUGAAAUAGUAGAUACGAGAAAUGCUUUAGCAACAUUUAAUGUAUUAGCCGAAGAAGGCAGAAAUGUUGCGACCGCAUUAUUACCAUUGAUUCCAACUAGUGCUCGUACUGGAAAGUCUUUGAUUACUUAAUUCAAAUAAUAUUAUAUAAUAUAUUUGUCAUCACGGAAUAAUAAUCAUCAUUAUCAUUACCUUAAGUGUUCUUUUUUUAUUAAGUAAAAAAAUUAUUAUUUUUUUUUUUU